Messenger RNA from Episyrphus balteatus (marmalade hoverfly), 1586 nucleotides. RefSeq names its product ankyrin repeat domain-containing protein SOWAHB-like. Bases 263 to 1198 code for a protein of 311 amino acids. Lineage: Eukaryota; Metazoa; Arthropoda; Insecta; Diptera; Syrphidae. The transcript is spliced from 4 exons. The record is from RefSeq and is a predicted model, not a curated record.
AUUCAAUUUAUUUCAGAACAAAAUUAAAACAAUUCGAAAUACAUUUUCUCAACAAAUCAGAAAUUCAAAUAAAAAGUACUCCCAUCAAAUUUUAGUACUUUUAGUACUCACAUCCAUAUCAAUGAAUUUACUAAGUGCACAUCGCUGACUUGCGCUUUGACGUUUCACCAUGGCUUUUUGUUUGCAAACGGGUUCAACUGACAGCUGCUGCUGUCACACUGCAUGAAAACGAAAAGUGUAAAUAAUAAAAAAAAAAUCCACAAUGGAGUCACCAAAAGAAUUAUCUCUCGUUGAAAUCCGUAAAUAUAUGCUUGCAAAUGGUUGUAAAGUAACAAAUCAUGCUUUAGUUAAACACUUUAAGAAAUUCCUAACAAAUCCCGAUACACAAAGUGAAGCUCGUAAACAAUUCAAAACCUACGUAAAUAUAUUGUCCACAAUUAAAAAUGAAAAUGACCAAAAGUAUUUGAUUCUACGAAAGAAAUAUCUCCACGAAUGUCCAACCGAGGAAAUGGCACUUCGCACUGAAGUUGUCCCCAGCAGCCCCGGGGCAAUGUCACUCGUUUCCGAGGGUCUAGCCUCGCCAUUUAGACAACCUCCACCUUACAAACCACCUCCAGAGGUGUCCUCGCCCUUGGCAGCCAAAUUGCCAGUCUUGCAGCCCGAAAGUGCCGAUAAUUAUCGCGAUUGCAUAAAUGAGUUCGCGGCCGCUGUACGUUUGAUUGACUCUGCUUCGCGUCCGCGUGAAGAGUCACCUCCUGCCGAAAAGGAGGAGACCGUCGAUGAUGAUGUAAAGAUGAAAAUUGCUGAAAGUGAGAAAGUUCCGGCUGCAAAAGUUAGGCGCGAAAAUUCAAUCGAAAGUGAAAACAAAGAAAAUGUUGUGCGUUCGUCGAUUUCCUCGUCGGACACAUUUUCGUCGUUGGAAAACAGUGAGAAGACAUCGUCGGAUGCUGAAAAUCCAAUAAGUGUUAAGGAAGCCACUCGUAAGUUCAAUCGAAUGGCUUCCGAAGAGGAGGCGAAGAUUAUUUCGCCACCAACCAAAAAGAAACCUGAAAAGGUGAUCGAAGAAAAAAUGACUCCCGAAGUCACACUAUCCCAUCCAAAAGGCAAAGAAUGGGUAGUUUCAUCAGCAAAGGCCAACUACCAGGAAUUAGCAAAACUCGCAUCAGAAUAUCCGGAACUAGUAAAAUUGCAGGUAUAAAAUUUGUGCUAACACAAUAUGAUGGUGAUGUUUCUUUGAACUAUUUUCAUUAUCUAAAUAUUAGAUGGUAAGAAUUAGAAAUAAUUUGAUAUUUGUCUUCACCUAUGUAUAUUUGAGCAUAUCUCACAAUUAACUGUUUCGUAUUGACAAUGUGUCUCAUGAUAAGUCAACUGAUGAGGCCACUUGAGCUGCAAGGGGAAGAAACGCCAAAUUUUUGUAUGGACUUAAGACCGUAAAAAGCUACAUAUAUUAAAUCGAUUAACUGUCUCGCAUUUUCAUCAUUACCUAUCACCAAUCCAUAUACUUACACCACAUAUCCAGCGAAUGCUUUGUUAUUCCCUAUUUCAUUACACUGCCAGACUAUGUUCAGCUUUUUAAAAUUUUACAG